AAAACUAAACUAUAGUGUAAAAUCCAAAACUAUUAUAACCCUGGUUAGCUGUAAGAAAUCAGGUGAAACCUAUUAAAGAAAUAAUCAGUAAAGAUCCAUUAUUCAUUACUGAGGUAUUCUAAGCAUGCACACCUCAGUGGACUGCGGGUUGCUGGCGGAGUAAACUUCCACGAAGCGAUCCGCCUGAUGGGAGGAGUUAAAAAAAGGCAGCAAGCCUGAAAAACACGUUCCGCAAACCUCCAAUCCAGACGGCUCUUUUCUCUGAGCGACAGGGUCGGGUUCCCCGAGCCUCCGCAGCAUUCACCCAAAGCUUUAGCUAAAACCUUUCGCCCGUUUUUAUUUGAGCGACGCGGAGCUGCUCAGCAGGCGGGAGAGUCAGAGCCCAAGCCCGGGAUGGAUGCUGCUCAGGGAGGCGCGCCGCUGAGUCCGGCGGAGAGGAGCAGCCACACCGCGUUCAUAGAGAACAACACGCUGUAUGUGUGGGGAGGUUACCAGGUAGUUGCUGGACUGGACAUCGUGUUGCCCAGUGAUGAGAUAUGGCUCUGUGAUUUAGACAGCGGGAUGUGGGAGCAGAUGGAGAUGACCGGAGACAUCCCACCACACCUGUCGAGCUUCUGCGGUGCUAAUAUUAACACUAAACUCUACAUCUUUGGAGGAUAUGAAGAAGCUGGGUACUCCAACCAGAUGUUCAGCGUUGACCUCACUGAGCCACGCUGCACGUGGAAGAGAGUGACCGACACGAAGGGAACGACCCCCUCACCUCGCAACAAACACUCCUGCUGGGUGCACAGAGACAGAUUAAUCUACUUUGGUGGAUAUGGAUGUAAGACCUUGAGGGAGUUACAAAACACAUCGUCGUCAAGCUUCGUUUUGGAAGAGAUGUCCUGGUCAAGAGCUGUGAAUGAAGUAACGCUGUGCAAGGGGUGGAACAGUGAGGUGAAUGUGUUUGACACACUUACUGCUACAUGGAGCAUGCCGGAGACUCAGGGUUGUGCUCCGUCCCCCAGAGGCUGCCAUGCCAGUGCCCUGCUGGGGAACAAAGGUUACAUCAGUGGCGGCGUGGAAGCCACAGAGUUGGACAUGUUCUGCUUAGACCUGGAGACCUGGACCUGGACCAAAUUUGACAUCACCCCACAUUUUGCACCUCUGGGCCGCUCUUGGCACACCACGACGGCCACAUCAGAUGGCACGCUCUUCAUGUACGGAGGCUUCAGCACAAACGGAGAAACAUUAAAUGAUGCCUGGCAGUUUAACCCACAAACCAGCGAGUGGACCAAGCUGACACACCCACACAAAGACAAGCCCAGAGUCUUUCACACAGCGUGCCUGGGGAGGGAUAGUGACGUUGUGGUGUUUGGGGGAAGCAGGAGCCUCUGCAUCAUCAUGGACUCGAUGGCUAUUCUCAGGCUUCCAUCACCUCAUCACUGCAAAGACAUACUCAUCUUUCAGACUCAGCCAUACUCCCUCUCCAGGUUGUGUGAGGAUCUCAUAGGACGAAACUCGGAGCUCUUCAGGAUGCAGCUCAGCUGUCUGCCAUCAAAGCUACAAAGAAAACUUGAGAAGAGAAUGACCUUUUUCUCUGCCGGGUCUUAAAACUGAGAGGAUUCUGCGCAGGUCUAUCACUGAACUGUUUUCAUUUUUAUGUUGGGAAUAUGUUUAUAAACAAUGGUGCUAAAGAUUUUUUGAAACUUGAUAACUUAAUUUGUAAAUGUAAUCUUUUUAUUUUAUUCAAUUCAGUGAUUUCAUGUUGUGCAAUCUGUUUAAUAUUUAAUGUUCCAACAUCUUGAUGUUCAUUGAAGGUAUUGAUGCAACAGUGUGGUGUUUCAUCAUUUUCAAAGGAAAAUGUCUUCAAACGACAAUUUUAAUGCACUAUGAAAUGUUUCACUUUUAACCAUCAGAUGUAUAAUAGUCUUAAUCAUAUCAAACCUUUGUGGAAUGAGAUUUAGCAUUUUGAUACUUGCACAAACUAAGCCUGCAGGAUGAGCUCCUCCUCUGACCUGCUUCAGACCUUCUUCUCCUGUGACCCCCGAUCCAAAGCCAGUACUUUAACUCUGUAACCAAAGACUCAUCUCAUUUCUUUGAUUCCUCAUCUUCUCCUUCCGGUAACCUGAAAAUCACUCUCACUGUGCCAUAUUUAGAGACGCUUCAAUCCCAAGCUAUACUCAAGGAUGCAUGGGGUAUCCUUUGCUGAAAAGUUUUUAUCUUCAAAUGCUGGAUCCUAUCCCAGCUGUCAUAGGAUGAAGAGCAGGGCGCACCCUGGACUGGUCACCAGUUUGUUGCAGGUCUAAUGCAGAUCAUGGACACUAGAUCAUGAAAAACAGCAGUUUGUCUUUUGUUGGGCUAUAACAAAAUCAUUUAUAAUGCAGCUGUCCCGUCAUAUUGGAGUGACAUUGCUUUAAAAUGAGGCUCAGCCUGCUGCUUCAACUCUUCUCUCCUCAUCUCUGAUGGGGACAAAGAGGAAUCUUUUAACCUUCAAAGAAAUAUUUAAAAA
Molecule: messenger RNA, 2491 nt
Organism: Archocentrus centrarchus (flier cichlid)
Lineage: Eukaryota; Metazoa; Chordata; Actinopteri; Cichliformes; Cichlidae
Product: kelch domain-containing protein 1-like
Exons: 13
Coding region: 394-1593 (399 amino acids)
Molecular function (GO): protein binding
Source: RefSeq, a predicted model, not a curated record